UUAUAUUUUUUUCUUCUGCAGAUAUCUGACUGGAAGAUUGAUUUCACAAUCUCUGGUAGCACAGACAAGGAAGGGUGGCAAUAUGCAAAAGAGUUCAAACAUGAUACCCCUAGCAGUCUAAUCCUUCUGGGAUUAGCACUCUUUCCUAUUCCCAUGAAAAUGCCAGGCAUAGUUCAGGAUGAUGCAAGCACCAAGGCAUUUCAUAAGGAUAGAAGAUGGAACGACUAUGUGAGAAGAAGGUCUACAGUUGCCACACUCCACCCAGUUGUAGUAAGUGGUUACUUGGUGGUUCUCGAAUGCAUACAUUUUUGUGUUUCUUUAUUUAAUGACUAUCUUUAUACUUGCAGGAGAUGUCAAAUAAAGACGUCAGGUCCAUGGAAACAAAUGCCGAACCUUGGACUCAAAGAUGUCUCCCUACAGGUUGAUACGGACGAAGAAUGGGAUGGACCCAUUGCAUUGUGGGCCAUCGGAACCAACGGUGAUGUCGUGACAAGGCUAGGGGUGACAAGGGCGUGUCCUGAGGGUACAGCAUGGAUGCAUGUACCUACAGAUCAACCAUUCCAAUCCAUCUCGGUCGGAGGAAAGUUCAGAGUCUGGGCUGUGGCUCGGGAUGGCUCAGCGUUUUAUCGUAACAGAGUCAGUGAUUACAAUCGUACAGGAGAUACAUGGUUUCAUAUUGCUCCACCGUCAGUCGCCCCUUUGAAACAGAUUUCGGCUGGCAAGUGCUCUGUAUGGGCUAUUGAUACACAAAUGAACCUAUGGUAUCGUCAGGACAUCACUCCGACCUUCCCAGAAGGCACCAAGUGGAUCCACGUUAGUUCUAGGGUCCGUAAAGUAUCCCUUGGCCCUCAAGAUCAGGUAUGGGUGAUAGCUGAUCAGGUAGAUGGGGCCCGUGGUGUUGUAUGUCGACGAGACGGGAUUGCAUCGGCUAAACCCAUGGGUAAAGCAUGGGAUAAAGGAGCAGGGGGAGGUAUCAUGCAUCUGUGUAUACGAGGCUGCACCAAGGAACUAGAGAGGGCCCCGUCGGUAGAAGAUAUUGCCAUGGCAACCAUUCAAGGAAGUGCACUGGACACCAAGAAGAAGGAGGACCCUGUGAGGCCAUACACCAGCUCGGAUGGAAACGCUCUCUGUUAACCAUGAUUAUCUCUGAAACAUGUGAUUAAAAUUUAAGUCUGUCAGUUCAAAGAAGGAGCCAUAUUGGUUGAUCCAUAAAAUGCAGUCAUUUGGAUCACCAAUCACAACCUUUGGUUCUCUUACACAUGAUAACAUGUCGAUUUAUUGAAAUCUGAGUGACUAUCCAGUGAGUGCAGGCAAUUGCACCCCUCUAAAAAUCAACCAGGUCUAAGCACGGUAUCCAGCGUAGUCUAUCAGAUUGUUUCUUAUUGGUUAAUCAAUGGCACUCCUCCUAGGAUCAUCCAAUCACAACAUUUCUUUCUGCCGUAACCUGUCAGUAGACUGUUCCUGAUUGGUUUAUCAGUAAGAUACAGUCGGUUGUACUCUUAGAAUGAACCAAUCAUAUGCAAAGUUCAUCUUUAAUCUGUCAGAUAGAUUCUGAUUGGAUGAUUAGUGAGGUGCAAUCAGUUGCAAUCUUCCUAGAAGCAACAAACCACAGUCAAGCAUCAAUAAAAUUUGAUCAGAAUUUUUCAUGAUGCGACUACCAGAAAACUGUGACAUGACUAGAAAUAAAGUUACAUGAAUCCAGUGGUAUAUUGAAAAGGUCUAGUUUUAGGAACCUACCACCAGAUGAAGAAAAAUGGCCUUUAACAAAUGAAUUUUUAAUUUAAAUUCCAUAUAUAUUCAUUUUCUAGACUUGAUAAAUAUUUUUACGUAAUUCAAAAUUAAUUUGAUCAUCAUAUCUGUUGAUUUGAGAAUAUCUCCCUCUGUGACAUUAUGAAAAUAGCGCUACAUUUUCAUUUCUUACAAAGAAGUUACAGAACCUAUGACUGUUAAAUUUUACCUACGAUAACUGAAAGAUAUAUUUUAACACUUGCCAAGUUUCACUGACUUUGCAACAAGUCUGCAUAAGGGCUUUCCUGCCGUUAAUGUAAACAAUAAAAAAGAGUAUACUUUUUUCUUCAUGAACAACAUUAUGGUCACAAAAUGUACCUUUGUUAUGUGUUGUGUGUUAUCAGUUAUGAAAAAUUACCUGUAGUAAGCACAAGUACAUGUACAUGUCCCAGUUUUCUACACAGGACGGUCACAGUAAUAAAUAUUGUAGAAAGUAAAUUAUUAAGAAACAUACCUGAACCAUUACGGUGAUAUCUAUGUUAUAUAGAUAAUAUAAUAUUAUCUAACACAAUAAAUUAAACUAUGCAAGGCAAACGUAAAAUUAAUCUGCGAGAAAUAGAUAUGAAUAAAUGAUUAAAUGUGAAUGAAAUUUACACGGGAGGAAUAUAGGUAUGAUUUAAUGAUACUGAUUUUAUUGUUUGUUUUACAGCCAAGGAAGAAAAGAGUAACUAUUAACCAAAUACAACCAACUGCUUGCCAAUUGUUUUUAGUUUAAUAAAAUGCUUAUAAUGAUACUGAUUUUUAUUGUGACUAGUAGAAAAUAGGACCAUGUCAUUUCAAUGUCAUGUUGCAUAUUACUUGGGCUACAUAGUAUGCAUCAAGAAGUGCAGGUGUAGUUGUAAGUUAUUUUGAAAUUUGCAACAUAUUUUAUUACCUCUAUCUUUUAAAAUACUUUUAUAAUAUAGAAGUACAGUGCAUAUCAUUAUAAUGACUUCUGUUUUGUUAUAUUUUUUAUGAAAGGGAGUUUCAUUUCAUUACUUUUUAAUAAGAUUCAAUACACUUUGAGAGGGAAUUUUUAAAAUAACACUACUCAUUUGACUUUGCACUUCAAUUGUAGGAUAUAUUUUGUCAACACUCCUGCAGAAGUUAAAAUAUAUAGUUAUUGAAGAAAAAUCUAUAGUCGUUAAUCGAUUUCUAUGUCUACUUAUUUUAGUCUAAAUGAAAGUUCACAAUUUUAAUUUUUUUUAAAUAUAAAUUCAGAAGAAACAAAACAAAAGAUGUUGAAUUUACGCAUUUUGUUUUGCCUUUUAAGCAUGUUAAACCCCUGUUGCAGUAAUAUCAUGAUGAAUACUUGACUAAAAUAAUUGAUGAAAAUUUAAACUUCAGUAUACUUGAAUGAAGCAAAUAUAUAUAUAUAUAUAUAUAUAUAUAUAUGGAUUUUAGGUAACUAAAAUUUUACUUCAUUGGUGCUACUUUUUGAUGUCACGUUGUCUUCCAUCACUUUGAAAACAAUCAAAAGUUUGUGAGUUAUUUUCUAUACCAGAAAAUAUGAAAAGAUUCCCACUUUCCUUGUAUUCAUACACCAAACAUAAUCUACUUUUUAUGUCUCACUGUAUUUCAGUUUUUAUUUUGUAGAAAUUACAGAAAUAUCUAUACACAUGUUCUGUCCUUUAUUAUUAUUUGUACAAAUGUAUACAUGUAGAGUAUAACCUGUCUUAGUGGCCACUUCUCUAUAGUGGCCAGUUUUCUUGUUUGCGUUGGGUGGCCUUUAAAGACAGGUUUGACUGUACUUAUGUACAGUUUCAUUAGUUUUGAACUAGUGUACUUGUACAUUGUAUGUGUACAUGUAGUUCUGUAAUUUUUGUUCGAUAGAACUUGUUUUCUUCUUAAGGUUCUAAUAUUGAAGCUGAUUGAAAUUGUCCUUUAAAAUGUACGAAGGUACAAGUCAUAGAAAGUACUUUAGUGCAGUGUACAGUUUCAAUACAAAACAAAUUUAGUUUUGAGAUGCUCAUGCGGAAACGAUAAAAGAAGGAUGUAAAGAAAGAUUUGUAAAAUACAAGUGCAUAUAAUUAUUUUGAAAAUAAGGUAAAUGCUAGAAAUUACAUGUUUAUUGACACAUGUAAAUUAAAGUGCAAUAUUUUCAUGCUGGGUCUUUAUAAAUUAUGUACAUGAAACUUUAACAGUAUCAUAUUUUUAUGUUGAAUAGUAGAUUGUAUUACAUAAAAUGAUGACAUCAGCUGAUGAAAUACUUAUAAGAUUAGAUAUCUGCCACUUUAAAGAGUUGAUUUAUAUUCCAACCAAUAAAAAAGUGCAAUAAUAAUUGUUAUUUCAUGCGUAGCCCUUAGUUUUUGAAUUAAAUGUGUCCCAUAUUUCUAUAGUGAUUGUUCAUCUCAGUUACUGUAUAUUCAAUGAUUAUUGUUAUGUAUACUAGUUUUUAUGUACUUUGGAUUAUUCCAGUAAAAUUUGGAUUAUGCUUUCGUGAUUUGCAAUCAGUGCGAUUUUCAGUUGUAGUAGUGUGUUGGUUCUCGGUUAUUCAAGUAGGACUAAUUUUUCAUUAACUCUUUUCGAGAAAAAAAUUGUGACAAUGUUGUUUACUCUUUAUAGAUAAAUUUCAUCUCUUUUCAGAAAUCUAUUGAUUAAUCUCUGUGACUCUUUAAUAGAUCAAACAAUAAAGUUCUGAGAGGAAGUAUCAAAAAUUGAUUAAGAAUAAACCAUAUUGUCCCAAUCAUGUCUUGAAAAAGGGUAAACCUACAAAGAACAAUUAUUCCUACUUCAUGGGAAACAGUGUAUAUUUACAACUAAUUUAUAUACAGGUAUGCUACUUAAUUACACAUGCCAUUGUCUUAAGUAUUCCUUUUCUGUCUCUGUUGCUUUCUUUUUGUUACUUUCUCUGAAAUUGUCGCUGUGUACGACGGCCUUGAAAUUUGGAUCAUUGUGUGGUAGUUUUUUAGUCUUUUAUUUAUAUGUACACAUGUAAAAAAAUAUAUUUACCCUAAGUACAAGUACAGUGUGGAAGUAGGCAAAUUGUAGUUAAAUUUCUCCAACUUUAAUAAGUUGAUAAACAGUAGAACUUUUGUAAGUGAGGCCCUUUAGGAGAAAAUAAUGGAUGACAGGGAUCUUUGUUUGCUUUCAAUUGAUUUGCUAUACCAUUAUUCAGGUGGAAUUCAAAAUAUUCUGUAUGUUUUAUUUUCCAUUUUUAACCUCUUUUAAAAGAAGAGUGAUUUUAUGUUUACAGUCAUCGUUUGUUGUUUUUAUUUCUGUAAAAUAAAAUUAAACAAAAUACAUACAAAGUAAUCAAUAUGAUCAUACAGAGAAAAAAGGAAAUAAAUACGGUUGGUAGCCCAUUUUCAGCUGCAACUAUAUUGUUGCCGCUGGUCUUCCAUGGGGCCACUUUAGUGUUUUCUGUUUCAUCAAUGUCGUUGUGUUUAUUGAAUGUCUACUUUUCUUUAUUGUAUUAUAAAAAUUAUCAUUAUUUAUAACAUACUCUUAAAAGUCACUAAAACCAUGUACAUGUACACAAUUGUGAUAGGCGCACCUGUCUUUCUUUCAAAAGUCGAGUGACUCGAAAGGAAUUUAAAAUAUUCCCCUCAAAUUAAGAUAUCCUCAUCUUGUCAAAACAGAUAUUUUUUGUAAUGAUUUUUAAUGUUGAUUUUAAAAGCUAGAGUUACGGAAAAUCAAUAAUCUGAACCUGUUCUUCUCUGUAAUUUAGAUAUUUCCCUCAAUUUAAGAUAUCCUCAUCCUUUCGAAAAAUGAUUAUAAUUGUAAUGAUUUUUAAUAAUGAUUUAAAACCUAUAGUUAUGGAAAUCAAUAUUGUGAAACUGUCGUUCUCUGUUAUAAUCUGUAUUAAUGUCAACACUUCGCCUACGCGUAACGAGGUGCUUGACUCAUGUACUUGAGUCAAAUGUAAUUUUCUGGAAAAUAUAUCAUGUUUUGUUUUGUACUGAUUAUUCAACUCUAUGCAUGACAUGAAGUGAUUCUAACUUGCCUAUAAUUAUGAAAAUAAUAAAAGUAGAACUCUGAAAAAAUGAGCAGAA
Messenger RNA from Strongylocentrotus purpuratus (purple sea urchin), 5762 nucleotides. RefSeq names its product tectonin beta-propeller repeat-containing protein 1-like. NCBI's taxonomy places the organism in Eukaryota, Metazoa, Echinodermata, Echinoidea, Camarodonta, Strongylocentrotidae. The transcript has 9 exons. The record is from RefSeq and is a predicted model, not a curated record. The annotation marks the transcript as partial.